Poecile atricapillus (Black-capped chickadee) is the source of this 2448-nucleotide messenger RNA. RefSeq names its product collagen alpha-1(III) chain-like. Bases 1 to 2448 code for a protein of 815 amino acids. The record is from RefSeq and is a predicted model, not a curated record. The transcript is spliced from 6 exons. NCBI's taxonomy places the organism in Eukaryota, Metazoa, Chordata, Aves, Passeriformes, Paridae.
AUGCCCCAGCCCAAGCUCCUGCAGCCGGGCAGGGGGGGCACGGUGCUGCCCACCGGGAUCUCUGGGCUCGGCUGCCUCGAGAUGUCCGGCACGCAGAACCCCAGGGAGAGCCGGUGCCACACCGAGCCUCCCGCAGGGGCGAGCAAACAAGCGCUGGCAGCGAAAAGCAGCCUGACGGUGCCGGUGGGUGCUGUGCCCGGGCCCUGCCCACCCCAGGAGCCGCCUCUCCAGCGGGGCUCCGUGCACCCGGCUUCGUCCGCUCGUGUCCCCCCAGCUCGUUCCGUGCCCCUGGGCCACGCCAGCAGCUUUUCCUUUCUCUUGCUGCCCUGUCCCAGCCGUGCCCCGGGCUCGCUGCCCGGCCCGGGGAAAGGUCUCGGCAGCUCCGGCUCCCUCCGCCCGGUGAUGUCAGCGCGGCUCGGAUCUGCCCAGGCAGAGCUGUUUGUGUUCGCAGGAUCAGGAUCGCGCCCGGCUCCCGUGCCAGGAGCUGCGGACGGGCGGGGGGCCCCGGGGCUGCGCCCGCCCGCGGGAAGGGCUGGGAGAGGGGAGGGGGACUCGGGGGUCCCUGCCUGGGGGGAAGGGGGGUCCAGCCGCUGCCUGAGAGCCGGGACAGCUGCUCCGUCCUGCGCUGUGGGCCGGCAGCGAGGGGCUCCGCUGCCUCCUGUGUCCCACGGGCUCACAGCGGCUGCCCACGCGUGCAUCCUGGGCCAUGCACAUGCAAAACACCUGCGGGGCUGGCGGCACCUGCCAGCGGCUCUGUCCGCCCCGCUCCUGCGGCCGGGAAAGCCGCUGCGGGCCCCGCAGCCCGUUCCUGGCAGAGAUGCGGGGCUGGAGGCACCGGCCGUGCUGCCCUCGGGAGGAGCCGGGCUCAGCCCGGCCGUGACGCGGGCACGGCAGCGGUGGCAGCGCCGGGGUGGCUCCGGGGUGGCUCCGGUGUGGCUCCGCCACGGCCACCCACGGGAGCCCCGGCACAGCCACGGGUACCCACGGGAAUCCCGGCACAGCCACGGGAGCCCCGGCACAGCCACGGCCCCUCACAGCCACGGGUACCCACGGGAAUCCCGGCACAGCCACGGGAACCCCCGCACAGCCACGGGAGCCCCGGCACAGCCACGGGAGCCCCGGCACAGCCACGGCCACCCACGGGAUCCCCGGCACAGCCAGGGGAGCCCCGGCACAGCCACGGCCCCGCACAGCCACGGCCACCCACGGGAACCCCGACACAGCCACGGGAUCCCCGGCACAGCCACUGGAGCCCCGGCACAGCCACGGUCACCCCGGCACAGCCACGGGAACCCCGGCACAGCCACGGGAACCCCGACACAGCCACGGGAACCCCGGCACAGCCACGGGAUCCUCGGCACAGCCACGGGAGCCCCGGCACAGCCACGGCCCCGCAUAGCCACGGGAACCCCGGGACAGCCACGGGAACCCCGGGACAGCCACGGUCACCCCGGCACAGCCACGGGAACCCCGGGACAGCCACUGGAGCCCCGACACAACCACGGUCACCCCGGCACAGCCACGGGAACCCCGGGACAGCCACGGUCACCCCGGCACAGCCACGGCCCCGCACAGCCACGGGAUCCUCGGCACAGCCACGGGAGCCCCGGGACAGCCACGGCCACCCACGGGAACCCCCGCACAGCCACGGGAACCCCGGGACAGCCACGGGAGCCCCGGCACAGCCACGGGAUCCCCGGCACGGGGCCAUUCCUCGCACACUCGGCGGCGCCGCUGCCCCACGGCCCGCGGGACAAUCCGCACGUCUGCACCCUCAGGGAGCAGCCGGAGAGCGGCACCGGCUGCGGAGGGAGCGGCUGCCGGGGGCCCCAGGGAGCGCCCGGGAGAAGGGACUGGUUUUACUGGCAGACCCCUUCCUCAGCCGAGCCCGCCCGUGCCAUCGGAGCCUCGAGGCAUCACCGGCUCUUCCCGGGAGCCAUCCUGCCCGGGCGGCCGUGCCUUCCUGUCCUGCUCCUGGGAGGUGCCGGGCUCAGGGACCGCCAUCCUCCCACCGCCCCAGCACUGCCGGGGGUGCCCAGGCUGCCCCAGCCCCGAGCGGCUGCCGCCCUACGCCCGCGGUCCCACCCCGGCACCGGGAGCGCUGCCGCAUUCCUGCCAUUCCGGGGAUCGCGAGUGCGCUCCUGUCGCCUGCAGCUCCCGGCACGGCCGGAGUGCGCGGCCAGCUCCGCUCCGCCCGAGCUCUCCUACCUGCGCACGGCGCUGGCACAACGGGCUGCCCUGGCAGACCCUGCAGCCAGCGCCUGCUCCCCCCUGGGCACCCUGAGCUCUCUCCCCAGUGCCACAGGUCCCUGGGCCCUGCAAGAGCAGCGGGGCCAAGCUGGUGGUCCAGAAGGGCAGAGGAACCUGGGCAGGGUCACCUGGGGCACCCAGAGAACCAAGAGAGGCACUGGCUGGCACAAUGCCCCGGACUCGUGGGGCGAUGUCUGA